AUGGUAUUGGAGGUCGUCAUCCUAGGCUUUGUCGUACUUAUCGUCGCUCCUAUCCUCUUCAUAUUCUGGAACAUUUUUUUGAUAUGCAUUGGGCGCCACCCUAUGCAGAAUCCCAACAUGAUCAAGCCAGAAGUGGGCAAACUUCCCAAAUCUGUUGUUGAUCGCAUCCCGCUUGUCAUGUACAUACCACCACCUCCAGCAGCGCAGAAAGAUGCCACCGAUCAAUCACUGCAUUCUUAUCCCCCGAAGGUGUCCGAGACAGUCGCUAAACCGCCUCGCGUCCGCUUCAAGUUCUUCAGAAGGGCAUCUGCGGCUGCACUCAGGAAACCCAAUGAUGAAUCUGUCGACGAAAAGAACGGAGAAAAUGGUCUGCCUGAUACCACCCCGAAGCCAUGGGAGAGCAAUUGGGAGCAUGGUGAUCACCCAUUUGUUACCCUGGAAGAAAACCAGGCAGCCUGUGCCAUUUGCUUAAUGGACUUCGAGGAACCCAAGCGAAAGAACACUCCCGAGGACACGGGUAACGUAUCCAAAGAACAGUCAGAAGGUUCACCCUCUGUAAACAGCGGCAACGACAGCCCUUCUCAUGUUGCAGAACCACGUCGAACAGGAAACUCUAGAGAGGAAGAAAUGCAAACAAAAACGAAACUCACAGACGCAGGUGAUGGACCUCAGCCAUUGAGACUUCUUUCUUGCGGACAUGUUUUCCAUAAAACUUGUCUGGAUCCAUGGUUGACUGAUGUCUCUGGACGUUGCCCUGUUUGUCAGAGGCCUGUGGAGACCCCAGACAAGAACAAGAAACCUUCAAGACAAAUCUAA
Messenger RNA from Cyclocybe aegerita, 816 nucleotides. The record is from the annotation of a GenBank genome assembly. NCBI's taxonomy places the organism in Eukaryota, Fungi, Basidiomycota, Agaricomycetes, Agaricales, Hemipholiotaceae.